Papilio xuthus (Asian swallowtail) is the source of this 1351-nucleotide messenger RNA. RefSeq names its product conserved oligomeric Golgi complex subunit 4 (gene Cog4). Gene Ontology annotation, cellular component: COG complex. Lineage: Eukaryota; Metazoa; Arthropoda; Insecta; Lepidoptera; Papilionidae. Gene Ontology annotation, biological process: retrograde vesicle-mediated transport, Golgi to endoplasmic reticulum; Golgi organization. The record is from RefSeq and is a predicted model, not a curated record. The coding region runs from base 92 to 1351 and encodes 419 amino acids. The transcript is spliced from 10 exons.
CAAUUUGACAGUGACAUUAAAUGUUAAUUAUCGAAUCAAAUGCUGGUCAAAUUGUAUAAGAAUAAGAAAUAAGUUGUGUACAAACAAUACAAUGGCUUUAUCAUUGCUAUUAGAAAAAUACGACGUGUCCAGCGAGGAAGGUCUUCAAAAAGCCUUAAAUGAAAUUGAGAAAGAAGAGUCCAGAGUGGCAGAAUGCCAGAGGCGGGUGCAUGACCUCAUUGACCUGCAGCUGUGCAGUGCGGGAGUGGAUGCCGCCAUUAAAGCACAUGAUUAUGAAACCGGUGCACGUCUUGUGGCGAGGUUCCUGAGCAUGGAACCCGGUUCGGUGGCGGCGGCACGAGCCCGCGGCGCUCCCGACCCGCGCACCGACAUGGAGCGCGCCGCCAACACGCUGCGCGACCAUCUCGUGCGCAAAUUCGAGGAAGCGUCGCGCAAGGAGGACGAUGUGGCGGUGGAGCGGCUGUACAAGUUGUUCCCGCAGAUCGGGCGCGCUGAAGAGGGCGUCGACCUUCUCGCCAAGUAUCUCGCCACACAGACGGAGAGUAAAAUCCGUAAGGCGUGCACGUUAGAAGGUGGGGGUGGUGUGGGGGACGGGGGCGCGGCGCACGCGGACGCGCUGACUCGCGUGCUGGAGGCGGGGGCGGGGGGCGUGCAGCGCGCGCGCUCUCUGCUGGCGCCAGCGCACGCCCUGCUGCCGCGCGCGCUGAGACAUCUGCAGCCUGUGGUGUGCGCGGGCGUGCGGCGCGUGUACGUGUCGCUGGCGGGCGCGCGCGGGCUGCGGGCGGGCGGGGCUGGUGGGGCGGUGCCCUGCGCCGGCGCCGCGCUGGCAGCAGAGCCGGCGCUCAACGAGUUGGCGCUGGCGCACUCCCGCAUUCAGCUCUACUUCGCCUUCCUCAGGCGCAACGCCGAGUUAGAGUCGGAGUCGGCGAACCUGUCCGAAGCUGAGAAAGCUGAUUGCAUGGAGUCGGUGGAGAAGCUGAUAGCGGAGAGCGACACCACGCGCACCGCACAGGACAUACUCAGCCACUACCUCGAGCUCGAGAGGUUCUUCCUGGAGGAGAGCGUGAGCAAGGCGCUGCGGCUGAGCUCGGCGCAGGUGGCGCUGGCGACGCAGGCGGCGGGCGGGCAAGCCGCGCCCGCAAACCUCGUCGACGAUGUCUUCUUCAUCGCCAGGAAGGUGAUACGGCGCAGCAUCACGACGGGCAGCGUGGACGGAGCCUGCGCGGUGCUCAACGAGGCGGCCGCCGCGCUCGAGCGCUCCGCCGGGGCCUGGCUGCGUCGCCGCCUCGCCGCCCCGCCCCCGGACCCGACGGACUUCAAGAUGGAAGAAAUAAAAAGAUUGAAACUUUAA